AUGAUCGGCGCGAUCGGCCUGGAGGAGGGGUGGCGCGCACUCGGCCUCUGCGUCUUCAACCUGAUCGGCACUCUCCUCCUCGUCGUCGCAAACGCGUGGCAGAUCUCCUUCGGCCUCCUCCCGCUCGGCGUCGCGUACCUCGUCGUCGCGAGGUACUACCGCGCCUCGUCGCGCGAGCUGCAGCGGCUCGACUCCGUCUCAAAGUCGCCCAUCUACGCCGCCUUCUCCGAGGCGCUGCAGGGCGCGACCUCCAUCGUCGCCUUUGGCGCGACCCGCCGCUUCGGGCUCGAGGCGCGGCAGCGGCUCGACGCAAACAUCAAGGUUGGCUUCGCGACGGCGGCGGCGAACCGGUGGCUCUCGGUGCGGCUUGAGGCCAUCGGCAACGCCAUCAUCGCUGGCGUGGCCGCCCUCGCCGUCGGGCUGCACGCGGCGGCGCACGCGUCGGGUGGCGGCGGCGCAGCCAUGGCGGCGGGGCUGGCGGGGCUCUCCCUCUCGCUCUCCCUCUCGUACGCCGUCUCGCUGACGGACUUCCUCAACUGGGCGCUGCGCAUGUCGACCACGCUGGAGAUGCAGAUGGUCAACAUUGUGAAUGAGCUUGCCAGCGGCGAGGGCGGUCGAGUGCACGGAGCUAAGUGCCUCGCCGUCCUCGCGGGAGUCGCUUAG
Messenger RNA from Emiliania huxleyi CCMP1516, 663 nucleotides. RefSeq lists its product as hypothetical. Gene Ontology annotation, cellular component: membrane. The record is from RefSeq and is a predicted model, not a curated record. The coding region runs from base 1 to 663 and encodes 220 amino acids. Gene Ontology annotation, biological process: transmembrane transport. NCBI's taxonomy places the organism in Eukaryota, Haptophyta, Isochrysidales, Noelaerhabdaceae. Gene Ontology annotation, molecular function: ABC-type transporter activity; ATP binding. The transcript is spliced from 5 exons.